This is a messenger RNA of Sitodiplosis mosellana (orange wheat blossom midge), 736 nucleotides long. It is a transcript of the gene Ccdc58, whose product is annotated as protein MIX23. Gene Ontology annotation, cellular component: mitochondrial intermembrane space; mitochondrion. NCBI's taxonomy places the organism in Eukaryota, Metazoa, Arthropoda, Insecta, Diptera, Cecidomyiidae. Bases 161 to 574 code for a protein of 137 amino acids. The transcript has 4 exons. The record is from RefSeq and is a predicted model, not a curated record.
CGCAUUUCGAAUGCAUUUUCAAAAUUAACAAGCAUCUCUUUAUAGUUUUAACACACUAUUUUUGAUCCAAAAUUUAGAUUUCAUUUCUUCUCCGGCUAAAUUAGUUUUGACGAGAGUUUUUUUUACCGCUUACAAUUAUAGAGUCAAUACCAAAUAAAGAAUGGCAGUACAAUUUGAGUGCGGUGAUUUUCUACUCUUUCAGGCACAUUUGAAGAAAAUGCGAGAUUUAGACGACAAAAUUAUUUAUGUAUUAAACACAUCAAUACCGACUGAAUCGUUCAAAGGGCAACUAAAUGCAAGCGAUAAAUGCACCGAUUUGUAUGACCAACUGAAUUCAACGUAUGACAGCCGAAAUAAAAUCAUUAAAAAUUGCAUUGCGGUUACGGCGAACCGUGUGAAGGAGCUGAAAACUAAAAAAGACAGCGAUGCAGACGAUAUCACUGUGUACAAAGACUUCAAAUCGGAACAGCGAAAGUUGCGAGUACUGCAAUCGGAGUUAAAUGUAGAAGACAUAAUCAAGGAACGCACCAUGAAAAUUUUCUACGAAAAAUGCCGUACGUUCAUCAAACAAUAAUGGUGAAUAGUUUCAAUGAAAAAUUAGCUGCAAUUCAGACAGACACAACAUCCGACUGGAGUUCCUCCAUUUCAAACCAUUGUUUUUUUUAGUAUUUGAGAUUUUCUUCCAACACACGAAUAAAGUAAUUUUAGAAACAAUAAAGAGAAUUUAAAUCACGAA